AUGUUCAAAAACACAAAACAAACUGUUCAAAUGAGACACAAACUCAAGUUCAACAAAUGCCACAAACUCAAGUUCAACAAAUACCACCAAUUACAGUUCACUAAAAACCACAGAUGCAAGUUCAACAAUUGCCACAAACUCAAGUUCAACAAACUAAUGUUCAAACACGACACAAACUUCAGUUCAACAAACGCCAUAAACUCAAGUUCAAACACAACACAAACUCAAGUUCAAAAAACACACAAACUCAAAUUCAAACACGACACAAACUCAAGUUCAAAAAGUCCACAAACUCAAGUUCAAACACGACAAAAACUCAAGUUCAACAAACACAAAGCAAACUCAAGUUCAAACACAACACAAACGCAAGUUCAACAAACGCCAUUAACUCAAGUUCAAACACAAUACAAACUCAAGUUCAACAAACACACAAACUUAAGUUCAAAAACACCACAAACUGAAGUUCAAACACGACACAAACUAAAGUUCAACAAACACACAAACUCAAGUUAA
This is a messenger RNA of Xyrichtys novacula (pearly razorfish), 513 nucleotides long. Lineage: Eukaryota; Metazoa; Chordata; Actinopteri; Labriformes; Labridae. The record is from the annotation of a GenBank genome assembly.